This is a messenger RNA of Tyto alba (common barn owl), 756 nucleotides long. RefSeq names its product peptidylprolyl isomerase A (gene PPIA). The record is from RefSeq and is a predicted model, not a curated record. Bases 81 to 578 code for a protein of 165 amino acids. NCBI's taxonomy places the organism in Eukaryota, Metazoa, Chordata, Aves, Strigiformes, Tytonidae. The transcript is spliced from 5 exons. Gene Ontology annotation, biological process: protein peptidyl-prolyl isomerization; protein folding. Gene Ontology annotation, molecular function: peptidyl-prolyl cis-trans isomerase activity.
GGCGGGCAGCUGGUCUCCUUCUGCUGCGCCGCGCCCGCCGCCCGGAGCCGUCGCCGCUGCUGCCUCGCUCCCGCCCCGCCAUGGCCAACCCCGUCGUCUUCUUCGACAUCGCCGCCAACGGCGAACCCCUGGGCCGCGUCACCUUCGAGCUGUUUGCAGACAAGGUCCCCAAGACAGCAGAAAAUUUCCGUGCCCUGAGCACUGGUGAGAAGGGAUUUGGCUACAAGGGAUCCUGCUUCCACAGAAUCAUUCCUGGGUUCAUGUGCCAGGGUGGUGACUUCACACGCCACAACGGCACCGGCGGCAAAUCCAUCUAUGGGGAGAAGUUUCCUGAUGAGAACUUCAUCCUGAAGCACACGGGCCCUGGCAUCCUGUCUAUGGCCAACGCUGGCCCCAACACAAAUGGUUCCCAGUUCUUCAUCUGCACUGCCAAGACUGAGUGGUUGGAUGGCAAGCAUGUUGUCUUUGGCCGCGUCAAGGAGGGGAUGAACGUGGUGGAGGCCAUGGAACGCUGUGGCUCCAAAGAUGGCAAAACGAGCAAGAAGAUCACCAUUACCGACUGCGGGCAGCUCUCAUAAACCCUCCUCGUAACUGACCAUUCCUUGGUAGCCCGGGCACUGUGCCUCGCUGCAGCUCACCCCCAUCCCACCCCGCUCCUGACUUACUGCUGCGUUUCUACUGGGUCUCAGCCCCAUGUGCAUGGUCCAGCUGGGCCGCAGUUACCUUUACGAGUCUAAAUAAAAUGAAUUAAACCAC